AGUCAGUGAUUGAAAUUUGAUAGGCUAUGCCUUGUCUGUAACUUUUUGACGAUGACUCAUUUGAAGACGAUUUAUUCUAUCAAUGUAUUUUUAACACAGUAAAGAUUUGUGGAGACUCAGGUGAUAGCAAAAAAAGAAAUUAAAACAGACUGUUGGGUUAUUGAUGAUGUCUGAUGUCCCUGACAAACAGGAGAGCUCCCAUCAUCAUACUGGGGAGACAGAAACAGCUAAACACCUUUUAUGCAACAGUGACGUUCAUUCAGAAAGCGCUGAUGCUCCGGCUGAGUGCACUAGCUGUGAUUCCCCACUCUCAGCUCCACAUGCCAAUGACACUGCUGCCACUAUAGAGAGUACCUCGGCUGGGGAUUUUUCAACUUUUUUUUGCAAGACCAACCUCAAGGAGAAUAUAGCUGAUGAUGGUCACUGUGAAAUUAACUACCUGGCUGGUGAGAGGAACAGGCUGGAAAGUCUGGAAGACAACCAUGAGUUGGACACAGCCUGUCAUGAAGAGCUAGAAACGGAUGGCGUGAUUGUGUAUCAGAUAAACAAGUCUUUCACCUCGGAUGGCCUGCCCAGUAUGACAGAUGCAGAUACCAACACUGAUGGGGUCAGUGAUUUGAAGCUUGACUUCAAUAAGCAUUAUAACUCUUUUACAUUUGAAGGGCCCUUAACUCUUGACCAGCUGGAUGACGAUGUUUUGUUCUACAUAGCAACGUUCUUGGAAGCAAGAGUUAUCAAACAUGCUUUGAGCAAAGUCUGUCUCAGAUUUCAGGACAUGUUUGCCAGCCAGAGGUACUGGAAGAUGAGGAUCUCUAAAAGGUGGCCCAAAAAGUAUCCUGCCGUGUCAUGUCCACCAGACUUUAAGUGGGAUGAAGCUUGUAUUGAGAGAGAAGAUAUCCAUAGAGUGUGGACUGACACACAGACCUACACUGACCACUUUAUGUAUUCCUGUAAUGUGUAUGGUGAGGUGGACGCCGUACAUCUUAUGAAGGAUGGUGGCCUGCUUGUUUCUGGUGACCGUAACCGCAGUUUAAACCUGAUUGAUCUGACCAAGUAUCCAGGCCCAGCAGCAACAGAUGACCAGAUGAAGGACAUGCUGGUACAUUCUAAUACAGUCUCCCAUGAGGGUUGGAUCUGGAGCAUCACUUCAGUAGGAAAUGAUGUCAUCACUGGAUCAUGGGAUACUAGCAUUAGAAUGUUUGACGCGGGGGCAGAUUGCAAACUUGUUUCAUCAUUCAAAUGCAAGUCCCCUGUCUUGUCGCUGUAUGCAGAAGAAAAUGAAAUAGUGGCCAGCUGUUUUGACAAGAAAGUUUAUUUCAUUGACCGCAGAACAUCAAAUGUUCGUUCUAGAACCUUCCACACAAAGCCAGUGCUGUGUGUCACUGGGAAUGAUAACUUUAUUCUGUCUGGAAGUGAAGAUAAAUCUAUAUCAAUUUACGACCGUAGGGCUGGGAAAAUCUUUAUGAUGUUCAAGCUGGACAGCUACCCAUUGUGUAUGAGUUACUCUGGCAACCAGCUGUGGUUUGGUGAUAAAAGUGGCCAUCUCCACUUGCAUGAUGGGACUGAAGGAGUAUUUCAGUAUGCUGGUUUUUACAAUGUGAGUCAUACUGAAAAAAUUACAGGUGUCAUUAACACACCUGGUGCAAUUUUCACCUGCUCAGGAGACCGUACCGUCAAGGUACUAGAACCAACUAAAGAGCCAGAUGUCAUUGCCACGUUAAGCGUCCACAACAAAGAAAUUGCAAAGAUUGAUUACAGAAAUGGUGUGCUGGUAAGUGCUGGGGGUGAUGAGUGUAUCGGAGUCUGGGUACCCAAACACUGGGGGAAAGAUGCUUAUCGUCUCUCAUGAGCCAUGGAUCCACAUACCUAAGCUCGUAAUUUUAAGACAUUUCUUCACCUGUCUCGUGGAAUGCCAAGUUUCAGCAAGUUUGGUAACUUUAAUAUGAUCACCACUUCUCUCUUUUUGUGAAUGAGGCUGCCUUUUAAGUUGUAUGCUUAGCACAAUUUUUUUAUAUUUUACAAUUGAACAUUACCCAGUGUUUGUUAUCUACAAUCAAAUGCUCCUUAUACAGAUCUGUGUACACUAUUGUACUCAUUUCACCUUACAUGAAGUCGAAAAGCCAUUCAGUUUUUGGUGGCUUAAGCUGAUACAACCAUUUAUAUCUCAUCUCUGAUGUAGUAAGUCUUUUAUUUAAUCAAAGAUAUUUAGUUGAUGAUUACCAAUCAAGAGUUAUUUAUUUAUUUUAUAAAUUUAAUAUGUUCAUAUUGAA
Messenger RNA from Physella acuta, 2270 nucleotides. RefSeq names its product F-box/WD repeat-containing protein 9. The record is from RefSeq and is a predicted model, not a curated record. Gene Ontology annotation, molecular function: protein binding. Lineage: Eukaryota; Metazoa; Mollusca; Gastropoda; Physidae.